GGGAAAUGUCCACAGAAACGCGGUGAGAGAAUCACUGAAUUAUUGAAUCGUUCUCUCUCCCUCUCUCCAUUUGCCAAUGUCGUCGUCGAUUUCUCGUUAAACCACCAUCACCUUCUGAUACGGAUUGGGGUCGAACUGUCUGAGCUGAGAUUUAAUGGCAGCACCACCAGCUAGGGCUCGGGCCGAUUACGAUUACCUCAUCAAGCUCCUCUUGAUUGGCGACAGCGGUGUUGGUAAGAGUUGUCUACUCUUACGAUUUUCAGAUGGUUCAUUCACAACGAGUUUCAUUACCACUAUUGGAAUUGACUUUAAGAUAAGGACCAUUGAGCUUGAUGGAAAACGAAUCAAACUACAAAUCUGGGACACUGCUGGUCAGGAGCGGUUCCGAACAAUCACAACAGCUUACUACCGAGGAGCUAUGGGUAUUUUACUGGUGUAUGAUGUUACGGACGAGUCCUCUUUCAACAACAUCAGAAACUGGAUCCGCAACAUUGAGCAACAUGCUUCUGAUAAUGUGAACAAAAUAUUGGUGGGGAACAAGGCCGACAUGGACGAGAGCAAAAGGGCUGUUCCAACCUCCAAGGGCCAAGCUCUUGCAGAUGAAUAUGGCAUCAAGUUCUUCGAAACCAGUGCAAAAACAAACAUGAACGUGGAGGAAGUUUUCUUCUCAAUAGCGAAGGAUAUCAAGCAAAGGCUCGCAGAAAGUGAUUCAAAGGCUGAGCCUCAAACCAUCAGGAUCAACAAAACUGAUCAGACUACCAACGAUAGCCAAGCCGCACAGAAGUCCUCUUGCUGUGGUUCUUGAGGAAAAAGAACAAAAACUCUGGGGAAGCGUAUUCUGCAUUCUGUUUGCUCUAUCUGGGACAUUAUUUCCGUUGGUUCGGUGCUGCGCGAAAAAGGAUAACAAACACAGAAGAUGCCCUGUAUCUCCUUUUCCCUUAUUAUCAUGAAAGAGAGAUUCCCGUGAUCCAUCUAAACUUCUAUUUUCAUAAUGGCUUAUAUAUCCUCCUCUUUUUUUUUUUCCCCCAUUUUAUUGUCUUCUUCAUGUUCUUUUAUUAAGAUGUGGAACUCGACUUUAUCUUUGAUGUAGAGAAGUUAUAAUUUUUCUAUAGUAUUGGUUUCUUGGAGAA
Messenger RNA from Punica granatum (pomegranate), 1130 nucleotides. NCBI's taxonomy places the organism in Eukaryota, Viridiplantae, Streptophyta, Magnoliopsida, Myrtales, Lythraceae. The record is from RefSeq and is a predicted model, not a curated record.